ACAGCUGAGGCGGGGAGAGAAGGCUGGUCAAAGGAGGGCCGCUCGAAGGAGGAAGGUGCGAGGGUUUUCUUGGAUUUAAAUAACCUGACGUGUGCGGUUAUAGAAGGAGGAUUUUUAACAAAGGAAAUGAAUAUCAUUUGGGUGUGGACGGCCAUGGCGACUGUGGAGGUUGCUGUUCUGGCCGAGCUGUCGUCAAGCAGGCAGGAUCGGUUGCCGUGCACAAAGGGCUUUUCACAAGAGGAAUACUACACUAAAACUGAGUCAAAGAUGGCAGAAGGGCAGGCUGUGUUUAACGUGACAUUCAGGAACUGCGAUAAGGGAAAUGUCCAACUGAAGGCUGCAAAUACCUCUUCCUUCACUGUGAGUCAGGAAGGUGUGGUCUACACCAUACAACCACUGAGCUUGGGAGUGGAGGAAAAGGUUGAAGUCAUGAUCUAUGCUCAAGACAUUCAGUCCAACAGAAUGUGGCACACCAGAGUUCAUCUUGAGAUCAACACUGCACCAGAACAGGUAAAGCCUGGUGAUACAGCACUGACUAUAUCACCAGUUCCAGAGGUCCUGUUUCCAUGGCAUAGCCUGGUUGUUGGUGGAGAUGGCACCAUCAGGCGGGUAAAGAGGGACUGGGUCAUUCCACCUAUCAACGUUCCUGAGAACUCAAGAGGGCAAUUCCCAGAGGAUCUAGUCAGGAUUCGUUCAGAUCGGGAUAAGAACCGGAUGCUGCGCUACAGUGUGACAGGUCCUGGUGCUGACCAACCUCCAACUGGCAUCUUCAUCAUCAACCCAAUUUCAGGCCAGCUGUCCGUCACCAAACCUCUGGACAGAGAACACAUCCCUAACUUCCAUUUACGUGCCCAUGCUGUGGAUCUGAAUGGCAACCAAGUGGAGAACCCCAUUGACAUCGUCAUCAACGUCAUCGACCAGAACGAUAACAGACCAGAGUUUACACACACCAUCUUCAAUGGUUCUGUUUCUGAGGGAUCUAAACCAGGAUCAUUUGUAAUGACAGUGACAGCAGUGGAUAAGGAUGACCCAAAAAUGGCCAAUGGAAUGUUGCGGUACAAGAUACUUUCACAGAAUCCCCAAAGCCCGUCAUACAAUAUGUUUACCAUAAACAACAGGACUGGUGACAUCAUCACUGUAGCUGCAGGCCUGGAUCGAGAGAAAGUCCCUCAGUACACCCUGAUCAUCCAGGCCACUGACAUGGAGGGAAACCCCACUUACGGCCUUUCCAACACUGCCACCACGGUCAUCAGGAUCAUUGACAUCAACGACAACCCUCCUGAAUUCACCACAGACGCAUUCUUCGGUGAAGUUCAUGAGAACAGGGUGAAUGUAAUUGUUGCUAACCUGACCGUGACAGAUAAAGACCAGCCACAUACGCCGGCCUGGAGCACAGUGUACAGGAUCAUUGCUGGAGACCCCACAGGACACUUCUCAAUCCCCACUGACCCCACGACUAAUGAGGGCUUGAUCACUGUGGUCAAGCCAGUAGAUUUUGAGUUGACCCGUUCAUACAUGUUAACCGUGGAGGCAGAAAAUGAAAUCCCAUUGGCCCGUGGCAUCCACAUCCCUCGUCAGUCCACAGCAACUGUGUCUGUGAGAAUCCUGGACAUCAACGAGAGUCCAGAGUUCAGUCCCAACCCCAAGACUAUUAAACUGGAAGAAGGUCUGCCAGCUGGAUCUUUGCUCACAACUUUCACUGCCCAGGAUCCUGACCGCUUCAUGAGGCAGACUAUUAGAUACUCCAAGAUCUAUGACCCAGCCAGCUGGCUGGAUAUUGACCCAGUAUACGGAAGGAUUUCCACCAUCGCCAUCCUUGAUCGAGAGUCUACCUUUGUCAAGAACAACCUCUACAAUGUUACUUUCACAGCUUCUGAUAAUGGCAUUCCUCCUGCCACUGGUACAGGAACCCUUCAGAUUCACCUGCUUGACAUAAAUGAUAAUGCGCCCAAUGUGUUCCCUCCUGAAGUGGAAAUGUGUGAGAAACCAGAUGCAAACUCCUUAAAUAUCACAGCCAAUGACCCCGACUUGACUCCCAAUGCUGGACCCUUUGUGUUUGAGCUGGCAAGUCGUCCAUCAGAUGUACGUCGCAACUGGACCCUCAGUCGCCUGAAUGGCGAGUCCGCCCAGCUUCACCUGCGGAUCAGUUCUCUUGCCAGUGGCAUCUAUGAGCUCCCCGUUGUGAUCACAGAUUCUGGCAAUCUGCCUAUGUCUAACACAUCCUUCCUGAGGGUCAAGGUCUGUCCCUGUGAUCGCCAUGGAGACUGUGUGGACAUGGAGAAAAUGAUUGCCGCUGGAUUGGGCACUGGUGCUAUUAUCUCGAUCCUCAUCUGUAUCAUCAUACUAUUAGUGCUGGUACUCCUCUUUGUGAUGUGGAUGAAGAGGAGGGAUAAAGAGCGUCAGGCCAAGCAACUUCUGAUCGACCCAGAGGACGAUGUCCGAGACAACAUCCUCAAAUAUGAUGAGGAGGGUGGUGGAGAAGAGGAUCAGGACUAUGACCUGAGCCAACUGCAACAGCCUGAUGCCCUGGAGCCAGAGUGUGUCAAAGUGGGGAUCAGACGUCUGGAUGAGAGGCCCCUCCACCAUGACCACCAGUACCCCGUCCGCUCUGCUGCCCCUCAACCAGGAGACAUAGGAGAUUUCAUCCAUGAGGGCCUGAAGGCUGCAGACCAUGACCCCACAGCUCCCCCUUACGACUCUCUGUUGGUGUUUGACUAUGAGGGGAGCAGUUCUACUGCUGGCUCCCUCAGCUCCCUGCACUCUUCAUCAAGCUGUGGAGACCAGGAUUACGAUUACCUCGGCGACUGGGGACCACGUUUCCGCAAGCUGGCCGACCUGUACAGUGGAGGAGAUGACUAGCAUAAUCGGCCCUCCACUAAUGGAUCCCAUCCUACAGUCCUUGCUGCAAGUUUUAGGUGGUGGGUGGGCUAAAACAGGAAAUAUUGGAUUACAUUUGGGUUUUUGCUCAACACUUCUGUAUUUCAGUGGACCAGCUUGUUUCCGGGAUCUGCUGCCUCUUGAGGGCCAUCAAUGACAGCAAUGGACGAUGGUGACUCUUGGCCUAGCAAGGCCUCCCACUGAUGAGCAUCAAUGGGCUGGAUCUGAGAGUUAGCUGUUGUGCUUCUAAAUGUGUGAAGACUGAGCUCUGGCAGCCAUACUACAGAUACUUGCUGACACUUGAGUCUUACAGUACAGCAACACUGGGGUAAAAUGUGCCUUUUUGUGCAUUGUUUUAAUUGUGUUCAACUUACUAUGUUAAUUUAAAGUUCCUUAGGGUUUUGCAAUAGCAACUACAGGGGCACAUCCCAUUAUGAAUGUGUGUGUAUUAAUAACCCCCUUUAUUAUUUGUAUUAUUCCGUGUGAUGGUGCGCGCGUGGGUGUGCAUGUGCGGGAGAGAGACAGAGGAAGAGCGACAGAGAGAAAGACAGGGUCUGUGAAUCAUUUCUAUGACACUGGAAAGAUUAUUUAAAGGAAAAAGUCUACUUGGGACGUUUUGGAUGAUUUUACCAGCAAAACAUGGCUUUUCUGUGCAGCUAUGUGUCCUAAUAGCUCUAAGGAAGCACUGCAGGGUCAUUCAUGACAACAUAAUGAUAUUCAUUUGCUGUUGGGUUUUUGUUUUGCCUUUUUUCAGUACUAGAACUGUUUAAAAGCAUAAUCUUUUUGAUUAAAAAAAGUCAUUGAACCAAGAUAUUUCUAUAAAGCAUAUAUAGACAGACACAAACAAAUUUUUUCUCACUAUCUGACAUUAAAGCAGAUAAAACCCUUACAGAUGAAGGACCGUUAGGAUUACCAAAAUUAUAUCUGUUCUCAGAUCAAUUCGUGGAUUUUUACCUUUCUAUAGACAAGUUUAUAGAAAUUUCCUUAGGAUUUUGGAAAAUAACAUCUUAAAAAUUUAUGAUUUGGGUCAAACGUUUCCGUCCAAAGUGUUGCUCAUUCCUCCAGAGAGAAAGAGGAAACUGAACCAGGUUUGAAGAUUGCUCUGCUUACCCAAUUAUCUAUGCAUUAUCCAUAUGCAUAGGAUUACCAUCAACGCUUUCAUAAUGGCCUCAUUAAAGCAGUGAGGUUGGGGUCCUUUAGUGACUUUGCAACAUCCCUUGGGACAUUGUCCACUUGGAAGACCCCAGUGCUCAAUGUCCCAAUCUUCAGCUUCCUUGUUGAUGUCUUCAGGUGUUGCUGCAAAACAUUUACAAAAUGUUCUUUCUUUCAUUCAUGUUCAAAGUGCAUCACUCCCUCCUGCAGUAAAACACCCACACAACAUGAUGCCAUAAACCCAGCACUUCACAAAUGAGAUGACGUCGUCUGGCUUGCAGACUUUCUCAGUCUAAUAAUGUUCAUUAGGGCUGAACUCUUCAGUCUUAGUUUAAUGAGACCACACCUUUCCAGAAAUGUUGAUCUUUGACCCAGAGUGCAUUUGCAAAUCUAAUCUGGCUUUUUGGGGUCUCUUUGGAAUAGUGGCUUUUUCUUUAAGUGGCUUUUUGACAUACUUGUUACCUGUUUAUCUUUAGAGCGUAGAACCCAUCUCUUCCUUAUCAAGAUGAUGGUUUGACCAUUCCCAUGGUCUUUAUUCUUGGUUGAACAGAUUACCGUGUCUCCUCCAGGCAUCUGGAAACUGCAAAUCUUUCUGAUAUCAUUGCUGAUUUUCUAGUGAUUUCUCCUUGAUGUCAAGGAAAGAAGGAUUGUUUGAAGUGACACCUUAAAUACAUACACAAACAAGGAUUACAAUUACCUCGGCGACUGGGGACCACGUUUCCGCAAGCUGGCCGACCUGUACAGUGGAGAUGACUAGCAUCAUCGGGUUUGCCUCCAUUUAACUCAAAUAUUAACAAAUAACAUAUCCAAAGCCAAAAAAACCCACAACCUAAUGUGGAUACUGUGGUUUACUUCCACAUUAUCCAAAGGCAUGAUAAUCUGAGGCUGACAGGCACUGUAUGAUUGUUUUGCCUUAUUUUACCUUGGGCUUAUGGUCGCAAAAAAGUCAGCAUGAGUCCUGUAGUGGUCGUAGAUAGUCGGCAGGAAUGUUUGGCUUGAAAUCUUGUUAAUUUGAUAUGUGGUGAGUCUAGUCAGACUCCAGUCUGCAAGAGUGUAAAGGUAACCAAUCCUACCCAACAUCAGCUGUAGUCAAGUAUUUUUCAAUUUUCAAGCCUGGACGUAGUUGGUUAGUGAGAAGUAACCACAGAACCAACACUGAAACACUGAAAAAAAGAGAUUGGAACACAACUUCAAAUCUGAGUGUUAUGUUUUUUUUUAUAUUGUGAUGAUAAAGAAAAGGCAAACCACAAAAAUAAGGAAUAGAAAUUUAAGAAUGAAAUACACUAAAUACUGCACAGCCAUAUUUAAAUAUUUAAAUUCAGAUAUUGAGCAAACAAAUAUGCUCUUAAAUUAAAGUGGCAGUAAUUGAUAUGAAGGGGUUUUUACGUGCAGCUGAAUUUAAAGAAUUGAAAUCUUAAAAAACAUAUUUCCCAAAAAACGAAUUUUACAAUCUGAAAUUCAAAACUUAUUUGUGGUAUCCAAACCUCAUUGUUGUUUGUUAAGAUACAAAUUAAAACAUAUUUAGAAAAAAAUUCAACAUUAAAUCAUUUCAAAACCCUCCAAUAGCAUGAAAAAAAAUGUUCCAAACUCUCAACGCAAAAGUAUUACAAAUAAUAUAGGCAACACAUCAUCAAAAGCACACUUUCAUUUGAUUUUCAGAAUAACCUUAGUGUUUUAAAUUGCAACACGUUAAUUUUGUAGUGGAGUGGAACAGAAUUCAAUCACCACUUUUACUAGGACCAUUUAUUCUUUAACUCUGAAAUGGUUUCUAUUCACAGGCUAUGGAGGAUUAGAUUUUUAUUCUGAAAAUCUAAGUUAGGCUUACAUUUUCUUUUGAGUCUUUUUAUUUAUAUGUAUACAGUUUUAAAAUUCUUGACAAUUGUAUAGAAUUUAAGUCAUAUUACAUGAUGUAAUUAUUAUUCUUGACCACCAGAUGGGAGUGUCUGCAAAGUUUUGACUGUCCAUUUAUGGUUAAAUUCUGGCCCAAAGAGGCUCCAGACAGUGGCAGAGCUAGACUUUUUUUCAAGGGGUGGCCAAAGGGUGAGCAAGGCUUCAUGAGAGGGGUCCAUAUACAAAUGAUGAACGAAAGGAAACAAAUAUUUUCUCACACACACUCAAAUUAAAAUGGUUUAUUUAACAAAGAUUUGCCAUGACCACACAAGAUGUUAAACGACACUAUGGAACAGUGAACAUGUAAAUGUAAACUCAGAGCCCAGAAUAUGACCAAAAACAAAUUCUCAAAAAUAAAUAGAUAAAUAAACUGGUGCUUUUGGUGUGCAAUAGGUUGUGCUGGGUGGGGGCAGUUCAGUGCCAUUUCCUUCUGCUUCACGGUCUUCCUCCCCAGAGUCUGACUCUGAAUCUAUCACCCUCAUCUCUCUCUGGAACUUAAUUGUGAAAUGCAUAAACAGACACAAUAAAAAAUGCAAAAAGCAUCAUGCUAACCUUUACAAUUAGCCUUAUUGGAUUUUAAUACUUAAUAACUCUCUGUCACAGCCUCUAACCCGCUGGUGAUACACUUGGGCCUGGAGUCUCUUGGCUGGAUUAUCCAGGUUGGUCACUGCUGCAGGGUUCUGUCUGGUCCUGGUCACUGCUGCAGGGUUAUGUAUGGUCCUGGUCUGGCCCUGGUUUUUGCCUCUUUAAGAAGAACUGGGAGAUAUUCCCUUUUCUCUUCAUUAGGGCUCUCCAAAAAAUAAGAGCCUGGUAUUUAGACUCCAUGACUUUUUGGCAGAGACAACACUAUUUUAACUAUUAUUUAAAAUAUAGUUUUUAGUUUUCUGUAGCUAGCUAAAAUACUAAAUUAAAAAUACAUUAAUUAAAAUUAAUUAAUAUAACUAGUUAGGUUAUAAUUCAAAGCCUUCAUAUGACAUAGCCUACUUACAUUUCAGUCAUUAUAAAACUUAAUGGUUUUUCACAUAUUCUUACCACACAUUUCAAGCAAGAACUGGGAGAUAUAAAACAUUAGAGGGCAGCAUGUGCACUAAAACAUGUGUUAAAAGAAUCUGUCUAAAACACGAUCUAUCAGCACUAGCAUGGCUAAUAAACGAGGCACUAUGCAGCAGUGCACAACCAUUUUUUUUUUUUUUUUCUGUUUAGAAAUGUAUGACAAGUGCCGCCUCUCAUUAGGAAGGAAACAGCGGUUACCGCUGAGCGGUAAAAUGGAAAUACCUGCAAAACUCCUUGAGGUGUAACUAAAGCCACGGAUGUGUUUUGGAUCAAGCAGGACCCACAUGUCAGUUUAACCAAUGAACAGCGUCGGGCAUCGGGCUGCCUUCCGGGACAGUCGGAAAUUACAGUUUUCCUGGCAAAUCUUUGCCGAUCUCAUAAGUAUUAUAUUUUAAAAUGACCAUUUCCAGUGGGGUGGUAGUAGGGGUGGUAAGGGCUCUGUUGGGGGUGGCAAGUGCCACCCCCCUGGCUCCAGAGGAGUUGAUAAGUCCUGUCAGCUGAAGUGUGUGAUCCUCAGUCUUUGAGUGAGGAAAAAGGAAUCUGCUGAACUCAGCCGGUUAUAUAGUGUGAACUUCAAGUCUUUUCAAAAUUAGAAAAUUUGAAAGCUGUGCAGUGUGUGUACUGCUUUUGUAGACCUAUACCUUUGAAGAAAUAAAAAAAAAAACAUCAACAAAACUAUAUAAUAUAUUCUUUGUUGUGUUAUUAAGCACAUAGAAAUUAUUUUUGGUAAUCCUAGCAGACCUAAAACAGACGGAUUUAAUGUCACACGGUAAGAAAAAAAGUGUGUAUGCUAGCCUGCUUAUAAUCACAUAUUUUAAAAAUCUAGAUCAGUUAGGAUUCUAACAUCAGUUGCAUAAAAUAAAAAUGUGAUUCAGAAGUGAAAAUUAAGAGCAAAUAUUAAAGAAGUUCUGCAUGUGAUAUUUAAGUGACAGGUAUUUGGUUUUGACUGAACUGCUGAUGUUCAAACAACCGAAUUUUAUGGAAGACCAAAUUGACAUAAUAAGAAAUAAAAGCAUAAAUAUAUAUUUAGUAUUUCCUUGUCCUUACACAUGAGUUUCCAUCAAGAAAUGUAUAAAUUUUCUUCAUUUCCCCUAGACAUGCAACUGCGCGAGGCGUAAAUGCCCCACAAUGUCUUACGCAGUGACGGUUAAAAUUCAAUUGUUCUGUAGAGGAGCUGGACAUAGAAGGCAGUUCUCCUCAUUAACAUGAAGAUGAACACAGAGAAGCAGGAAAAGAAGAAGUAGAAACAGAACAGGAGGCAACGACAAAAGGAGGGCUUGGAAAAGACGAAACAAAAUAUCUACCUUUCUUGACAAAAAAGCAUGUUUAGGGGAAAUGAAAAAGAAAAUUUAUAUAUUUCUUGACAGAAAUGCAUGUGUAAAGACAAGGAAAAACUAAAUAUAUGUAUACUUUUAUUUAUUAUUAUGUUAGGUUUAGUCCUCCAUAGAAUUUAUGAUUCUUCUGUGUUUGAAGAAUCUCCAUCUGAUGAAUAAUAAGAGUAAACAAAGUCACUGUAGAGAGACCCAGAUUAAAUUUAUAUACAAAACUUGGCGGUCUUAAAGUCAUGCUACAUCAGUGCUUCCUUCUGGCUACUUAGAAGCAUUCUUAUAAUUGCUGACAUCAUACAGGCAGUGUAUAUUUUUUCCCAGCAUUUCACACACAUAUAGCUGCACUCCAGCAGCAACAUAAACCAGAUGAUUUCCUGCUACUCAGAUUUUUCUCUUCAAAUACAUUUGAAAAUUGUAAAUCCACCUCUAAACCAGGAACAAAUUCCACUUCUUGAAACAGCUUAGCAGUGUUUUGUUUUCCAGGAUAUUUUGAUCCAAAAUCUCCCUGUAACUCUAAGGCAAGCAGAGAAAUGGUUUUGGUUUGACUCAAAUAUUCAUUUGUCCUCCUAAAGGAGAAUUAGAAAACGGUAUAAGAUGAACUUAGAGUAUGAAGAAGAACAUACAGGAAAAAGAUUACAGUCUUAAACGAUGAAAUUUCCAUUUAUGCAAGGAAAAAUAUGAAAGCAAGAAACAUUGUUGACAAUUGAAACCCAGUCGUAAUAAUAAAAAUAUAUUAAAAAGCAUUUUUGCUAGUUUGAUAUUCCAGAUCACUUAUUCAGAAAGAGUGAAGCUUAGAAAGAUACUGCGUUUUAUAUCUUUCUCUCUUCAAAUAUGUUUGAAAAUGAUUAUAUCUUUUGUAUAUAUAUCUUUUGUUUAAUCAGAGUGUAAUUUUUACAGUUGAUCACCAAUAAAGGGUGCCAUCAGUGCAAGUUUUGCACAUGCUGCGGUGAAUCACACUCAGAAAUGGCAACGUUUCCUCUGAAGAUGAUUUGCCUUAGUGUUCUCUGAUAUUCUCCCACUGGCUACUUACUGUAAGCUUAAAUCUGUACAAACUAUUUUUUUUCUUGUGAUGUUCUUUUGGUUGUGAUCUAUUACAAUGACAUGCUUAUAUUCUGAAUCCUUGUAAAUGUCUAAUUUGGAUCACAAAUUAAAAUGUUUUUGCAUGUUU
This is a messenger RNA of Poeciliopsis prolifica (blackstripe livebearer), 9468 nucleotides long. RefSeq names its product cadherin-2-like. The transcript is spliced from 16 exons. NCBI's taxonomy places the organism in Eukaryota, Metazoa, Chordata, Actinopteri, Cyprinodontiformes, Poeciliidae. Gene Ontology annotation, biological process: cell-cell junction assembly; cell morphogenesis; synapse assembly. Gene Ontology annotation, cellular component: postsynaptic density; lamellipodium; apical part of cell. The coding region runs from base 127 to 2859 and encodes 910 amino acids. The record is from RefSeq and is a predicted model, not a curated record. Gene Ontology annotation, molecular function: cadherin binding; calcium ion binding.